CGAGCUUCUUUCUGGUAUUUAGUCCUACAACCGCAAGUCUCUCUCUCGGCUCUCGCCAUGGCCAACCUCAACAACGCUUCGUGGUCCAGCGGCCUCUGCGGCUGCACCCACGACGUCCGCAGCUGCUGCCUGACGCUCUUCUGCCCGUGCAUCGUCUUCGGGAGAAUCGCCGAGAUCGUCGACAAGGGAGCCACAUCUUGCUGUAAGAGCGGCACGGCGUACACGCUGCUGGCCACGGCGACGGGGCUGGGCGGCUGCCUCUACUCCUUCGGCUACCGCUCCAGGCUGCGGGAGCAGUACGGGCUGGAGGAGAAGCCCUGCGGCGACUGCUGCGUCCACUGGUUCUGCGAGCCCUGCGCCCUCUGCCAGGAGUACCGCGAGCUCCAGACCCGCGGCUUCGACAUGGCCCUCGGGUGGCAAGGGAACAUGGAGAGGAUGGGCAAGAGCGGUGCGACCGCCGCACCGCGGACGCACCAGGGGAUGACUCGCUAGCUAGUGUGUCCGCAUGCGCCGCUCAAUCAAACGCAUGCAUGCAUUGCAUGCUCAGUGAUAGCUCUCAGUUCAAAAUAAAGAAUGUCAGUCUAGCUACACCAGCGUCUGCUUUUGUCAUGUCGCGAGUCAAUUUUGUCUUUGUGACCGAUCGAUGUGUGUGCCUUGCUGUUGCAAGAGUCGUUUUUCAUACCUCCACCCCCACCAUGUAUCUGUGAUGUUUUUGAAGACAUUUGAAUAAGACCAUAAUGAUUACUCGG
Messenger RNA from Triticum urartu, 749 nucleotides. RefSeq names its product protein PLANT CADMIUM RESISTANCE 7-like. Lineage: Eukaryota; Viridiplantae; Streptophyta; Magnoliopsida; Poales; Poaceae. The record is from RefSeq and is a predicted model, not a curated record.